Molecule: messenger RNA, 1245 nt
Organism: Chara braunii
Lineage: Eukaryota; Viridiplantae; Streptophyta; Charophyceae; Charales; Characeae
Source: the annotation of a GenBank genome assembly
CAACGRCACGUCGGSGCAAGGAGUUGAAAGUUUAGAUUGUAUUGAGAGUGCGCGAGUUCUGGGGGCGGCUUUCACGACAUAAUAUUUCACACAUAAACUAAUGAUGGCGAUGCAGGCGGCAAUCAUGCAGGAUGAAGUGGCUGCUGCUCUGUUGGAAGAGGAGGAGGCGCCGCUGGAGGUGGUGAGGAUGCACAAACGACAGAUAGAGGAGCUCUAUGAAGUGCUUACUCACCAUCAACAGGAUUUAUCAGCGGAGCUUUUGGACGAGGGGGAGGAAGUGCUCAACGGAUGGGACGAGGAGAUCCGCGCGCAUUUUUCUCUUCAACGAUUGGGUAUUACCGAGAGAGCACAGGUGACAGCUGAGAUGGGCGAUUGUGCUGAGAUGAUAAGGAAAUUGAGAGGAGUUUUCGUAAAGCUUUGGGAGGGGCUGCAUGUGAAGACGACAUGUGGAGGUUCGCAACAGGGUAGUUGCGUGGGGCUUGUGGAGGGGCAAGUGCCUGGCGCUACGACGCGGGAUCGCUUGCAUGCAAUCGAUGACGUGGGUGUUCCAAUUGCUCUUUCGAACAACGAGCUCGGAAUUAGCCGCGAGGAGCCUGAGGAGAGGCAGGUUUGUUGUGGUGAACUGGAGGCGCGUUUGCUUGUGGAUGUCGAAGAGUGCUCUCGGGGCGGAGGGGGGAUUGCGGUUUUGUGCGAUGAUAACAACAGCAACAACAACAACAACAACGGAGAGCUGCACUUUUGUGUGGACAGGGGCGAUGAAAACAACAAUAACAACAUCAACAACAAUAACAACAGCAACAACAAUAACAACAACGACAAUCGCACCGGUAUUGAAGGUGAUUGGUGUGGGGAGGGUGUUGACAACAAAAUAGCCAACGAAAACAACAUUAGCGGUGACGAUUGCAGUAACAACAACAACAUUGGCAACCACUAUAAUACCGGCGAAGAAGGUGAGCUUCGUGCAUGUUUCUACGGCGGCCAGGUUGUAAGCAAUGGAAGUGAUAGUAUUGAUUUCGGGAGGGGUAUGCCCGUUGCUAUAUGCGGGAGAGGUGAGCUUCUUGGGGGGGGGUCGUCUUUGGGCAUGUUUACAAUGAUUCGGGGCCCAUCGACUGUGCGGAACGUCAUUCUGCUUCGUUCAUGGGAUCCGGGUGGGGUUGGGUGGUGAACGGCUGGAGCGGCGCCGCAGGGGAUGCAUGAUAGCGGGAACAUGCUUCUAUCGCUUUUCUUUCUAAAAAAUAUUUGCGA